Molecule: messenger RNA, 360 nt
Organism: Impatiens glandulifera
Lineage: Eukaryota; Viridiplantae; Streptophyta; Magnoliopsida; Ericales; Balsaminaceae
Product: non-specific lipid-transfer protein A-like
Exons: 2
Coding region: 1-360 (119 amino acids)
Biological process (GO): lipid transport
Cellular component (GO): membrane
Molecular function (GO): lipid binding
Source: RefSeq, a predicted model, not a curated record
AUGAAGAGGAUGAAGGCCGUUACAACUUUCAUGGUGCUAUUAGCCGCAGUCCUCCUCCAGCACCUUCCGGAUGGAGAGGCUGUCACCUGUGGGCAGAUCAAUAUUCCCAUGGCCCCGUGCCUACCCUUCCUAAAAUCAGGCACCGGCACCCCACCUCCCAAAUGCUGCAACGGGAUUAAGUCUCUCAAAUCCAUCGUUCGAACAAAGCUUGACCGCCAGGCUGUCUGUAUCUGCGUCCAAAUCACCACUAAGCAGUCCAAGACUAUCAGGGACAGUGUUGCAGCCUCCUUGCCUAAGAAAUGCGGAGUCCAAAUUGACUUUCCCGUCUCUCGCUCUUAUGAUUGCACCAGCAUAGGAUGA